CCCCCCCCCCCCCCACCCCAGUUUUUUCCUUUCCUUUCUUUUUCUUUUUGCCCAUUGUUUCCUUUUUUCUUCUUUUUAUUAAAAUUUCCUUUUUCCACGGUGGGGAAGAGACACGAGAGAAAGACCGAAAGCUGUACUGCAAGGAUUCCGAGUUGUGCGAAAGGAUUUUUUUCUCUCUUUCUCCUCCUUCGCCUUUACAAGCGCCUGCGAUUGACACCACUAGAGACAGGCUGGUUACAGAGCAAACUGCUUCAUCCGGACUGGACCGGGCGGCUGGGAGGAACCGGGCAGGCACGACCUGGGGAAGCAGUCUGGGGGUUUCGCUACGGAUCUCAAGCCCCAUCUGUUUUGGUUUUUGUUUUCUUUUUCUUUUUUCUCUUUUCUUUUGGUUCUUUUGUUUUGCUUUGCUUUGGUUUUUUUGGUUGUUUUAAAUUCCUCACGGUGUUGGAACUAGUGAGUGCCGGAGUCUCAGACGCCUCAGCGGUCGCCCAGACUGCCAGGGACAGUGGAUUAAGAGAAAGAAGCUCUCCUGCCUGGGGCAUCACACACCCUGUUAUUCAGUUUCCUGCCUCGGAGAUAAAGAUCCCAGCUACAUGGGCAAACGCCUGGAUCAGCCACAAAUGUACCCCCAGUACACGUACUACUGUCCUCAGUAUCUCCAAACCAAGCAGUCCUAUGCACCAGCUCCCCACCCCAUGGCUCCUCCCAGCCCCAGCACAAAUAGCAGCAGCAACAGCAGCGGGGAGCAGUUGAGUAAGACAAACCUGUACAUUCGAGGACUUCCACCAGGCACCACGGACCAGGACCUCAUCAAGCUGUGUCAACCGUAUGGAAAAAUCGUAUCCACAAAGGCAAUUCUUGACAAGAAUACGAAUCAAUGCAAAGGUUAUGGUUUUGUAGAUUUUGAUAGUCCUGCAGCCGCACAGAAAGCAGUGGCAUCCUUGAAGGCAAAUGGCGUGCAAGCACAGAUGGCUAAGCAACAAGAGCAAGAUCCUACGAAUCUAUACAUCUCAAACCUCCCCAUAUCCAUGGAUGAGCAGGAGCUGGAGAACAUGCUAAAGCCCUUUGGACAUGUGAUAUCCACCAGAAUCCUGAGGGAUGCUAACGGAGUCAGCAGGGGAGUUGGCUUUGCCAGAAUGGAGUCUACAGAAAAAUGUGAGGUGGUAAUUCAACAUUUUAAUGGAAAAUACCUGAAAACACCACCAGGCAUCCCAGCCCCCAGUGAACCUUUGCUGUGCAAGUUUGCUGAUGGAGGACAGAAGAAGAGACAGAGUCAGAGCAAGCACACCCAGAACGGGAGGCCAUGGCCCCGAGAAGGAGAGGCUGGCAUGGCUCUGACCUAUGACCCCACAGCUGCCCUACAGAACGGAUUUUAUUCUUCACCGUACAGUCUCGCAACCAACCGCAUGAUCCCACAGACAUCUAUCACGCCCUUCAUUGCUGCCUCCCCUGUCUCCACAUACCAGGUCCAGAGCACGUCAUGGACGCCACACCUGCCAUACAUUAUGCAACCAACAGGUGCUGUGAUCACACCCACCAUGGACCAUCCCAUGUCAAUGCAGCCAACUAACAUCGUGGGUCCCCUGACGCAGCAGAUGAACCACCUUUCCCUGGGGACAGCAGGAACGAUUCAAUCCCAAGACAGAAUUAUGGUACUUCACCAGCUGUUAUGUCAGUAUAUGACUGCUGCUCCUAUGCAAGGGACCUACAUUCCCCAGUACACGCCUGUGCCUCCGACAGCUGUUUCUAUUGAAGGUGUUGUUGCUGAUACCUCUCCCCAGACGGUGGCCCCCUCAUCCCAGGACAGCAGUGGUCAGCAGCAACAGUUAGCAGUGGACACACCCAGUGAACACGCACCGGCAUACUCCUUCCAACAGUCCAAACCAUAGACAGAAGUGAGGAUGUCUAUCUGAACCUUUACCUUCAAUGAAGAAACGUCACUGAGCAAGAAGUUAGUUGGCCUCCGGUUUGCACAGGCGCCAAGGGAAAGCUUUCUUCUUCUUUUAUUUUUAUUAUUUUUUUAUUUUAUAUUUUACUCAAAGAAAACAAAAUUUUUAUGUGCUGUGCGAAUGGCUCCUUCCGUGUGCUCUAACAGUUAUUUUUGUCAUUUAUUUUAAUUAAAUGGAAAACAAAUCCCAGAAAGGGGAUGGGGUGGGGUGGUAAACAUCACGAGUUGAUGCUUUCUUUGGAAAAACAGAAUUUUUCCUGAAGAUAUAAGUAGUUGUUUUUGGUUUUGUUUUUGUUUUAAAUAGAAACACCAAUGUCAAGAGCUGGGCAACCAGAAGUUUAAGAAAAUUAUUUUCCUCAGUAAUUAAGCUAUUUUUUCUCUUUUUUCCUUUCUUGUUUAAACCUCUUUGGUUUUUUUUAUAUAUAUAUUUUUUAUGUUUUCUUAGAAAUAUUUAGGUAAGGUUUAUCUUGAAUCUUAAUUGCCUUAAUUUUAAGGACGUCAAAGGCUCCAGAGGCAUGCUUUCAGCGUCUUGUUAAAAAAAAAAAUCAAGAAAGAAUUGAGGUAUCAUGCCAGUUUUCACUGGCAUAGAAGAUGGAGACUGAGUUUUUAGGGUGGAAAAAAAAGGAAAAAACUGUACAGUUUAAAGGAAAAUGUUUUUUCUUCAUUUGAAGAAAAUUUGUUGAUAAAAGAAAUCAAGGCCAAGAACUGGGAAACGCUGGGACUUCUCAUGAACUUUGACACAAUCACUCUACAAGGCUAAAAGACAUUUUACGGUAAAGUUAUUCACGUCGGUUUUAAAAACAACCGCAUUAAAGAUAAUGCGUGUCUGGGGGGCAGAAUGCAGAUUUUUUUUUUUUUUUAAUUUACAAGAGCGUGGUUGCUAGCGAAAGCGUUAGUGCUUUUUAUCUGCAGUUUUUUCUAUGAGCUUUGUCAGGUUUUAGUCCAGCUUCGCUUGUCACAUUGCAAAACCCUAGCAUAAGAGCACUCAAAAACAAAACUUAAGUAGAUAGAAGCUUAUGGUCGAAAAAGUGCAAAAAAAUAAAAAAUAAAACAAAAACACACACACACACAAAAAAAAAACAAAACAAAACAAAAACAAAAAAAAAGCAAUAGAUAGAGAAAUUGUUGACAAUUUCUGUAGUCUUUCUUAGUUGUGGUCAAUUGCAGCCUAUGGAUGGCCUAUUUUAUACCAAAGAUGAAGCGAGACCCUGUUACAGGCGUGAUGGUAGACACUGCUUUUCUUUCUUUGAAGUUUCGUUUGACCUACAUGGCCGGACCAGUUCUAACUUCAUUUAAACUACCUUCCACUAGUGUGUUACAUACCACAAAAAAAAUUGUUUUUCUAAAAAUGUGUAUUUGUUGAUAGUUGAAGUCUGUUCCUACCCUGCUCAGCAGUUUAAGAAUGAAGACUCUAAGACCCAAUGGAUGGAUGGAUGCAGGCGGCUUUAACUCCUGUGAGCUUUCCUAGCUCCUGGCCAGCGUUCUCAGCAGUGGAGAGGUGGCUACCAAUACACCGGGUCCUUUGUUCAAGAGGUUGCAAUGUCCUCAUCUGAACUGCAGGCUAAGGAUGCUUCCCGAAGGAUGCUUCUGAUGUCUGAAAGGCCAUUUGUCGGAAAGGCUCAGUGAUAUUCAGCGCGGUGGGGUGUGGUCCCCAGAGAAGUUCUCGCAAAUUGGUAACAAUGUUUCUUUCAAACACCCAACAGAAACAGAUUUUGUCUUCUCACCUUCAUUUUGUUAUUGGCCCACCUUACACAGGCGCUUUAAUUCUGUUUGGGGAAAGGGUGUUUUUCUUUUACCUCCUCUGCCCUUUGUGUUCUCAUAUCUUGAUACUGACAGGAGAGACAACACAGCCCUCCUUAAAUUUUGGUUUAAUUCUCCAGAAUUAAGUGGGGCCAUUAAGAUCUAAGACUCCUUUGAGUGUGGAAGGGGCAAGCGCUUAACACGCUAGUUGACAAUCAAUAAAUUGUUUGCUUUCUAUCAACAAGAACCACAAGAAUUAGGGGUUGAUCCAGCACCGAAACCAAAGGAGAUAUUUGCACUUAGAGUAAUGCAGCGCUUGGCUUAAAAUGAUCAAAAUUGGCUUAGUGAGAGAGUCCUAACCAUUCUGACUCAUCAUAUCUGGGAUCAAAAGAUCUUGUUUUGCUAGAAGUUAAGAGGCUGCGGCAUGGAACUCUGGGACCAUUCCCAAGAGCGGCUUUUGAAUGAAAUUAUUUGAAUCCAGGAGGCAAAGCUCCUUUCUACAGGGUUAGUCUGGCUGGGUGCAUAGGGAGGGCACAAACACAAGCCCCGGAGAGGAAGAGAGUGAGUGGGCUUUCAGAGACAAAACAACUUAUAAGGCAAAUCACAGUCCCAUUAGGUUCCCACAACUAAUGAGUCUUAGCCAGUCCGAAGGUCCAUAUUUCGCUGUCUCGCUAGAGCCUGGUUCUCUUCUUUGCAAUCCUGUAAACUGAGAGCUCAGAUCCAGAAAGUCACCUCUGAUGUUGGCCAUCACGCUAAUUACAGAGCGGUAUCCAAGGAAACGGCAGCCCACUGCAGAGACAUUCUGUGCUUCACCUUUAUCCUAAUGUCUUUGCGUGCUUCCGGGGGAACCCGAGAUGCCCUCAUCCUACCGUCACACCGGUCAGCUCUCUGUGUGUUGGAAGGGUGGACUUGAAUUUGUCUGUGGAAAGAAAACCCUCGAGUUCCAGGAGCUCUCAGAAAACUCGCUUGAGACUCCACUUUCUCUUUCUCCUUCAGUUUCUCUCGGCUCUCUGUGUAAGUAAGGAUUAUCCUGGGCAUCGUUCAUUUGAAUAUAAAACCAACAUACGUUCUUGUCCUUUCUGUAAAAGUACAAAGUACCUGUAUUCACGUGAUACAAAGAGAGUCUCAUUUGCAUAACCAAUAAUGAGGCUUCAAGGUAGCUACCAUGUGGCCAUUGAAGGUGCCUAAGGAACUUCAGCCCCUAACCCUCAUCUUAUAUAGUAACUCUGAAACGUUUCCUUCAACUCUGAAAUUUCCGUGAUCUCUUUUCUGUUAAGCCACCUCAGGCCAAAGGAAAUCAUUAUGUCAUUUUUCUAUGUUUCUGUGUGUUUUACGUUUGGCCUGUCUUGAUAAUGCCAUUCCAUAAAAUCUUUUGAGAAGAAAAAAAUGUGCAUAUUCAAAUUGGCUCCCUCUUUUUCUGUCAUUUUUACGUAAGAAUUGUUUUUCAGUAGUCCAACAUAGAAGGGAAAGAAAAGACAUCAAUUACUAUGUUGUAAUAAAAACAAGAUACCUUCUCCCCCCCCCCCAAAAAAAACCACUUAUGCAACGGGUACAGUGCAGAUGCUGGAAUCUCAACCUAGUCACCACUAAACAUGGUUGUCCUCAUGAUUUAGUACUAUAGUCGUUUUUUUUUUAUAUUAAAGGAAAAUUCUAAUUCUUGAGAUUGUCAAAAUAUUUUGAUUUUAUUUCCUUUCAUUAACACAGACUGGAUUUAGGAUAUCAGCUAGAGCCAUGAUCCAAACAAGAUAAAUUCCAAGUCAUCUAAAGGUUACCUAGUAUGUCAGAACAGUGGAUUUCUUUGAAUAAUGACAAAGAUAUCAUGAGAGGCAGGAUGUGUGAUGACUGGUAGCUUUUCUCCCCUAAGGACUCCAGGAUAGAACCUGUGUGAGAUAUCAGCAGGUGCUGAAGAUAAAAAAUAAUUGCUUAGCUUUUUUUAAUACUUUGUUUAAUGGUUAAAAUAUCUAUGAAAAACUUCACAUCCUUUCUAUUGACUUAAAAAAAUCCCCUUCACUGAAGAGUGGGAUUUGGUCUCAGCAGGGUCCUCUGCACUCUUCUUUAUAGUGGAGAUGUUUGGAUGUGACAUCUGCACAGACUAUAAUGUUAAUAGGCUAAAACUACUUUUGACAAUCCAAUCUCACCCGCAGGAGUGUGGGCAGAACUCGAGGAGAGCUGAGGACUGAAAAGUAAGUCUUACAUGGGCAUCAGUGGAAAACCCAUGAUUUCAAACUAGUGAGACAGCAGGAUUGAAAGUCACCUGUAAUGGCUUUCAGCAUGGCACGCAAUCACACAUCAGAAUAGUAUAGAAUCAUGUCGCAGAGCCUUGAUCUAUUUUAUCUUGACCACAGUGUGGAGCAAUGAAUAAGAUUUCUUCCUUUAUUUUUUUCAUUUUUUUUUCUUUUUUGCCAUUGGGACCAGUAUGUUGACCAUUUAUUUUGAGCCCCCUGGCCUUGAUAGAUUCUCUUGAGCCCCAGGAUUAGCUGGACUGGCAGGUUCCUUGAUUCCAUUUCCUUUUCAUGGGGUUUCUUUCAUCCAGGUAUCGACUCAUUUUAUGGUUUCGGUGUUGUAAGAUGUUUGAGCCUAACUUGAGAUUAGCAUUUGUUACCCAUACAAAAGUGACCUGUGCUGGCCAGCCUCUGGGAUGACCUGGAGUUUAGAAAGAACAAAGUCCAAAGCUCUAAGUAGCUCAUGAUUUAAGAAAAUGGGUUCAGCACGGAUUUCUGACUUCUACUGUCGUUGAGCAGACACCCCAACUUGUAACAUGCACACAUAGUCGCUGUCACAGAAAGGACUGGAUGUCUUCUAAGCAGUAACAGCCAUGAGGUUCUGGGCAAGAAAAUAAUAUGCUAUGGUAUUCAUUUCAGAGAUGUACAGAGAGAAAGGGGCAAGAUGGAGCUUGGGGAUAAAUACAAGCCCAGAGUCACCUGGGAGAUUUUCUUAACACUGCUGCAUUUCAAAGAAACCCAAUCACUGUCAAUAUUCAAAGGGCUAGCUAACCAGUUUUGUGGGGGUGUUUUGUGUUUUCUUGUCAAUGACUGGCCCUAUUAACCUUAGCAUCUCACUGCAAGGGUGGACAGAAGAAACCCCUUAAAAUAACAUUGCACACCAGUCUGUUUUGCUUCCCAAGUACUGAUAUAUCAAGAGAGCUUUAAUCAUUAUUGAAACUAAUGUCCACAUGUCAUACAUUGUGAAUUUCAACAGUCCAUAAAUGUCCUUUUCCUAUCCACCACACAUAAGCGAGAGUUGGCUGCAUUCUUGCAAAAACACAAACAGAAAAAUUAUAAGAAUAAACUUGGCUCUCCUUAGAAGAAGGCUACUUUGGCUCCAUUCUCUUGACUGAAACUCAAACCAGGACAAAAAGAUCAACAUAUUCUCUAACAGAAGAAAAUAAGAUCAUUUUGGCUAACUACACAGUUUUAAUCCCCUUCUUAAAUCUUUCAACUAAAAAAACUAUCAUUUUUAUUUUUGUUGUUGUUUCUAUUUGAAUUUGUGUUACUGUAUUAAGACUUAAAGUUACUCAUGUCCUGAGGCAUAAUUUUAUGGCCACUAUGUACCUAAGUAAAAAGUGUAGCAUUAGUGCUACACUUUGGACUUAGAAACCUAUGGUCCAACAUUGUUAAUGAAGAUACUCUCUCCUCCUCCCCAACUGUGUUACAUCCUCACAUGUAAAAAAGAAGUGAGCUGUUCCAUCCCUGUUAGGAAUAAUAACAUUAUUUCAAAGUGGCAUUGGGUAUCUAAAAUUACAUUGUUUUCCUGUCUGGAAACAAUGGUCCCCAUUAACUUAAGAAAACCAUUGGAAUCUUUCAUUUUUAAGCACUGGGUGAAAGUACUUCAGUUUCUAGGAAAACUGUGACAGGGCUUCCUCUUUAAAAGCCUUGGUUUAGGUCAUCUUCAACUUCCUGGACCUCCUGAAACACCCUUUUGAGAUUUUAUUGAAGGGCAUCUUUGUAUUGCUGUCUCUGACUGUCACGGAGAGUUCUGUAAUCCUCUGGCGUUUCUGGUUUUUAUCUCUAAGUUCUUUCAUGUGUACCAUGGUCAAGUUAGUUACCAUUUCCCCUGUUUCCUGGGCUCUCUGUAGAUCAGUGGAUAUUAGGUUUCAAUUUCUGUUUUCUUUGAUGAAGCUUUCAAUAAAAAAUGGAAAUAAAAUCAACAAA
Messenger RNA from Apodemus sylvaticus (European woodmouse), 7839 nucleotides. It is a transcript of the gene Rbms3, whose product is annotated as RNA binding motif single stranded interacting protein 3. Gene Ontology annotation, cellular component: cytosol; nucleus; ribonucleoprotein complex. NCBI's taxonomy places the organism in Eukaryota, Metazoa, Chordata, Mammalia, Rodentia, Muridae. Gene Ontology annotation, molecular function: mRNA 3'-UTR binding; poly(U) RNA binding; poly(A) binding. The transcript is spliced from 15 exons. The record is from RefSeq and is a predicted model, not a curated record. The coding region runs from base 594 to 1889 and encodes 431 amino acids.